UAGUCAAGCAAAGCAGGUAAGCACUUCUCCGCAAGACAAAAACGAAAAGAAAUGGUAGGUAGGUAAAUGUUAUUCAAUGAGUAGUGAGCAGCCUACUUUCUUCCAUCGGGGCUCACCAUGCAGAUAAAGAACCUGGUCCUGGCAACAAGAGGAAAGCACCUGCCACUGGAUGCAGACUACCGAGGAGACUGAGCGCUGCUAUUUAUAAGCAGGAAGGUUUGCCGAGUGAUUAGCUGAGAAAGCAGCUGUUGCUGGCAUAUGCCAGUAUUUGUUUGACUUCAUGAAAUAGAGAACAGGGAGCUCAAUGAAGCAGUUUUCUCUGAAUCAAAUAAGGAUGAUACAAAUAGGUGAAUUUCCCAACAAGUAUGCUAUACCCAGGCAGCUCUGCUGAAAGGAAGCUACUGAGAUGACUGGACUUUCCCCUAUAAAACAGAAUCAUUUUCAGAGAGUAAUGCAUGAGUAGUGGGAGUUUGCUACUCACAGGUUGUCAUGCAAAUUCAAAAUGUAAGUACAAGCAGAGAGAAUCAAUCCAUGAAUCAAACAUCUGCACAAGGGACCCUAACAAAGAGGAAGGCUUUGGAUAAGCCUCUCAGUUUCUGCUCUGGGUACAGGAAGCCCCAUCUGCCCCCCAGAACCCCUAGGUGGAGCCCAGUAGACUGUAGCUUUGAAUGGGUACUCCUUACCACCUGGUGUUUGCAGGCAGACCUGUAGAUAGACCUAGAACAAGGGUGGUUGUGACUUGCUAAAACACGGUCAAAAUCCUCAGCAGAAAGCAGCCUGCUAACUGGUGCUCAGACUGAGUUCCCUUCCUCAUGGUGAUGAGGAACCGCUCGGUGGUGACUGAGUUCAUCCUGCUGGGCAUCCCCCACACCGAGGACCUGCAGGCCCUGCUCUUCACCCUCUUCUUGUCCUUCUACAUCUUCACGCUCAUGGGGAACUUGCUCAUCCUGCUGGCCAUCGUGACCUCUGCCAGGCUCCACACGCCCAUGUACUUCUUCCUGUGUAAGCUGUCAGUCUUUGACAUCUUCUUCCCCUCGGUGAGCUCCCCCAAGAUGCUCCUCUACCUGUCGGGCCACAGCCGCGCCAUCUCCUACGCAGGAUGCGUGUGCCAGCUCUUCUUCUACCACUUCCUGGGCUGCACCGAGUGCUUCCUGUACACCGUCAUGGCCUACGACCGCUUCGUGGCCAUCUGCUACCCGCUGCGCUACUCCAGCAUCAUGAGCGCCCGCGCCUGCGCCCUCCUGGCCGCCGGCACUUCCCUAUUCGGCUGUGUCCAGGCCAUCUUCCUGACCGCCCUCACCUUCCAGCUGCCCUACUGCGGCCCCAACGAGGUGGACUACUACUUCUGCGACAUCCCCGUCAUGCUGAAGCUGGCCUGUGCAGACACGUCGGCCCUGGAGAUGGUGGGCUUCAUCGCCGUGGGCCUCAUGCCCUUCAGCUGCUUCCUGCUCAUCCUCACCUCCUACAGCCGCAUCGUCUACUCCAUCCUGCAGAUCCGUUCAGCCGAGGGCCGACGCCGGGCCUUCUCCACCUGCAGUGCCCACCUCACUGCCAUCCUGCUCUUCUAUAUGCCCGUGGUCCUCAUCUACCUGCAACCCACACCCAACCCCUGGCUUAAUGCAACUGUCCAGGUCCUGAACAACCUGGUGACACCCAUGCUGAACCCCCUCAUCUACAGUCUCAGGAACAAGGAGGUGAAGUCCUCCCUGAGGAGGGUUCUCUACCCACGGGGCUUCCUCCCUGGGCAGCUCUAGGGGAGAGAGAGGCAAUGAGCAGCUUUGCAAGCAUUCCACAUGGCCCUCAGACCUCUUUAAUGGAAGCAUGCAGAUAGUGCACUGAUGGUCUCCAUUUUGUAUGUGAGGGCUAAGAUUUGAAGAGUGAAUAUGAGUUGCUGAAGAUCCUGCCUGAGGUUUACUGCUCUGCCAGAGCUUAUAGAUGUGGUUUCCAGAUGGCUGUACCCAAGGUUGAUGUCCAGGAGGGAGCAGACGGCAGGGCACUGCAUACCCUCUGCUGGGAUUGACACCUGGAAGCCAGCCCUGGCUGGCAGAGUCCAGGGGCUGAGUGUGUGCUGUGGUUCUGGAUUUAUCUUUGUGUUACUGCUCAUGAAGGGUGGCUGGGCAGUGCUACAUCCCAACUGCCACUGAUUGGUGCCUUUGGCUUCUUUGUUUAGUGAACAAGCACUCCGUAUUUCUGUGUCUUUCUAAGUUAUUAUUUUGGCUAAAAAUAUACUAAGAAUGAAAUAUACUAAGAAUGAAAAAUAUGCUACUUCAGUACAAUGAGCUAUUUUUCUCAUAAGGAAACCACUGAACGGCCUGCCAAGCUGGGGGACUAUAACUGAGAAAAGUGCUCCAGCCACAUAGAGGGAAGCCUUCUAAGAGGGGAGCCAGUGGAUUUGUUUUCCUUCUGUCUGUACUUCUCAGAAUCAGAGAGCUGUCUAGGAACUCCCUACCUCCCAGGGACAUCCUGUCCCUUCCUCCAGCCAAUGAGGUGAAUCAGCUUGGAGUCAAACACUUGCCUAGUCCCUCCCCUUAAGCACCUUAGCUCUUUCUCCCUGGUUUCUCAGUAAGCAAGAGUCCAAAGGAGAAGGUUCAAAAGCACCUCAAUUUAUUUUGGAUACCCUGUGAUGUCAAACUCUGUUCACCUUCAAGCCUAUCAGAGUUCUUGGAGAUUUCUUCACUAGUUGGCUAAUCAGAAGACUUUGUAAGAAUAAAA
Messenger RNA from Erinaceus europaeus (western European hedgehog), 2712 nucleotides. Its product is annotated as olfactory receptor 10D1B-like. Gene Ontology annotation, biological process: G protein-coupled receptor signaling pathway. The transcript has 2 exons. NCBI's taxonomy places the organism in Eukaryota, Metazoa, Chordata, Mammalia, Eulipotyphla, Erinaceidae. Bases 813 to 1754 code for a protein of 313 amino acids. The record is from RefSeq and is a predicted model, not a curated record. Gene Ontology annotation, molecular function: olfactory receptor activity; G protein-coupled receptor activity. Gene Ontology annotation, cellular component: membrane.